AGUCCAGAGUCUUGAAAGUCAUUGCUACAAUGACUCGUUGUACAGGCGUAUUGCCUAGAGGUUAGCAACAUCUGCUUGGUUUUGUUGGCUAACAUGACCCUCUGAGUGAGUCAAGUGCGCUGGUAAUUCAGAAUACUGAAGUUUUCGCAGGAUAAUAUUGUUAGUUUCAAUUUACCGCAGUCUCACCACGUGUGGCUAAUAUAUAAAAUGUUGUCCAUAUGUAAGGAAGUUGAGAGACAAACAUUCAAAGACUUAAGGAGCUGUGAAGCAAGAUGACACUUUAAUUCCAAUCAUCUUUAGACUUUCAAUUGUCUGUACAUCCUACCCUACUGACUCAGCUCAGAGAUGCUAUUUUACAUUUUACAUACGACUCUACGAACAUAAGUCAUUGCCCUGUAACAUAUUUACAUUAAAUGUACAUGUAUGGCAUAUGUAACAAAAGAACACAGCACAAGAUUUUUGGCUUUUUUUUCCACUGGACACUUGGUUCUGUUUCCACAACAAUAAGGUAAUCUGGUGGAAUAAAAAAGGAUGAAUAACUUUGACAUAAGAAAGACAUCCUAAUGUUGUAAUGUUACGGCAUAUGAUUCUUGCCUUAUACAUGUACCACAUUCCCACAUGUGUAGCUUCUCAGUAUGUAAUCUUUCCUAUCUCUUACUAUUACUGUACAAUAUUACUAGUAGCCAUUUCCAAUCGUCAUCAUAGUCAGCCAGUCCUGUCAAAGAUUUGUUUCACAAAGCAAACCCAGGCAUGAAGGUUUAGUAUGGUCAAGGUGCACUAUGACAAAGUAAUUAAUACUAAUAAUAGAACUUCUAUACAAAGUGGGCUGUUUAUGACAUGUCUCUACUUUCAAUGCUUUCCUGUAGCCGGGCCUGACAUGAAGUUUUGUGGCUCGACGCCGUACAACUGGACCAGUGGGGAGCUGGACUGCUGUGGGGAUGAGGUCUACAACAGGAGGCAGUCGUGGUGCUGUCGGGACGGUUACCGGUCAGUCAAGCACCCGCGCAAGGAAGGGUUCUUCUGUUGUGGUACCGAGUACAUUGACGGUACCACUGACAGCUGCUGUACCACCAUUUACCACCACAAGCACCCCAAAUCUUACAAGUUCAAGAACUUCAUGUGCUGUGCCACUCAACAUCACACCCAAGUAUCAAAAUGGAUGACACCAGAGGACAUAGCAGAGAGAAUGUGCUGCGGACUUAAUAUCAUGUACAAGAAGGAAGAGAGAGAUCCUUAUACCACAUGCUGUAACGACGAGGUUGUCAAACGGACGGUGGGCCAGGGCUGCUGUGCAGACCGUGGACUGUUCGACAACUCGACCCACAUGUGCUGCGAGGGUAAGGAAACGGUGAAGCGGAGCGAAUGCUGCCAGGGGCAAGUCCAUUCGCCGGAGGAGGGGAGGACAGCUUGCUGUAAAGGGAAGGCGUACAACCCAGACACCCACACGUGCUGCCAGGAUACAGUUGUGACAGGAACUGGUCAGUGUUGUGGUAAGACUGUGAUGGACCCCAACACGGAUUCCUGUUGCCUAGAUACAGUUGAACAGGAUGCCAGCGUGCCACAGACCAGCCCCCAUCAUGGAUGCUGUGGCCUCAGCUCCAUGAACAACCAAACCCACACGUGCUGUGCCGGGACAGCUGUGCCGAGGGAAGUGGGAAAGGCCUGCUGUGGGAAAACCACCUACAACCUGACAUCCGAGCUGUGCUGUGGACCGAACCACGACGUGAUCCAGACUAAAGUCACUGACAAGAUGCAGUGCUGUGGGGCGGGGACGUUUGAAUCUGGUGAGGAGAACUGUUGUGUGGGGAGGAGGAACAGCAUCCGGAUCCCUGCAGGGAGGGAGUGCUGCAGGACAGAGGACGGGGAGUACCGGGGCUACGACCCAGGGAACGCCACCUGCUGUGGGAGCCAGGUUCAUGAUGGUGUCCCAAAGAGCAAGAACAUGUGCUGUGGAGGAACUAUGCGGACAGACCAACAGCUCUGCUGCGAAGACAACAGGAAGAACUACAAGGUCCUUACAAAGAAGGGGCAGGAAGACAAGUGCUGUCUGAAUCACGACACCAAUGACAUCUCAUUGUACAACAGCAAAGACAUGGUCUGCCAGCAUGGCAAGCUGUCCUACAAACACCCGGGAUGGGUGCCGUGUGGAGGCAAGGACUACGACCCCCGUGUGACGCUCUGCUGUUCUGGAGUUCCUCGCUCCAAGGGGGACAACUCAGACAGAAAGUGCUGUGGGUACAGCACCCAUGCAUACUCCCCAUCCUUCCAGUCCUGUUGCAGUGGACGGAUCAAAGACGAUCCUGAACAGAUCUGGGGGUGCUGCAAAGGUGUGUUCUAUCACAAGAACACCCACGACUGCUCAGGACCAGAUGAUCAUGGCGAGCGGCUGGUUUUGUAUGCCGGAGAAGUCCCAACGUCUCCAGCUGCACCUGCCGUCCCAACGUCUCCAGCUGAAGAGACGAUCACCUGUGCAGGUGUGACGUACGGCAGGUGGAGCGAUGACGGCCGAGAGAGAAGGUGCUGCAGUAAGAGGAGGUUUGUUGCAGCGUACUUUCCACACAACCAGACCUGCUGUGGUGACAAGGUGUUUGACCUGCCUGAUGACACAGCCAGGUGUUGCCGAGGGGUUGCCUACGACAACACCACACAUUGCUGCGUCAACCAGAAAGUAACCAACUGCACAGACCAGCCCCCUCCUGCCACCCCUACACACACCAGGGAACAGUUCUCCUGCAGUGGGUACAAGCACGACCGUUAUGAUGAGCAGGGUAACGAGAGAGUGUGCUGUCCACGUGGCACCAACAGUUAUAGUCCUGCUACACAGAAAUGCUGUGGCAACAGAGUGGCAGACAUCCCUAGUUCCAGGGCUGGGUGCUGCAAUAGGGUGCCAUACAGUAAGGACAAGCACAGAUGCUUUCAGAGAAGACGACUGAUUCUCCUGCCUCAGCCAACUUCACCUCCAACUGAAACGGUGCAGAAGACUUCUCCCCAACAGCCAGAAGAAGGCAAGAGCUCCACCCCUGGCUCUACCACACUUCCCUCCACACCUACCACAACACCAACCACCAACCCGUCCACCCCCACCCCAUCAUGGGUACCCAACUACCACGAGUGCGGUGGUAAAGAGUACGAUCCAACCACUUACAUCUGCUACAAGAACAAGAAAUACUCAAAAGACGAGAAUGAUAUCUGCCAAGGAAAGCUGAUCUUCACCAGGAAGAAGAAGUGCUGUGCCGGACGCAUAAGGAAGCUCUGGAAGAAGAAAACAGAAUGCUGCGGCAAACGGCUGGUGAACCCAGAGAGGAUGGACUGUGUUGACAACAAAGCUGUCCUGAGGACAGGAAAACCUGUCAAGAGAACGGAAUCGUGUGGAGAGUGUGGAAUCAAAUUCAAGCGAAGACUGGAUUGGAAAUUCCCCGAAUGCUCCAAGGCAAACAUAUUCUCAGCGAAAGUUGAGAUGGAGUUUCCUCCUCUGAACACCAACAUGACAACCUUCAUCCUCACCAACAUUGACGACGGAACAGCAAGAACCAAGAGACAAAGCAACACAAACAACAAGCCACUUCAAAGCUACAUGUACCUAACUAUGCAGGUUCAUCGGUGCCAGUGCCCCACUUUUCGCAUAGGCAAGACCUACCUGUUUCUGACAGACUCAGAUGUUGCCAGUAGCGGUGAAUUCACUUACGAUCCAGUCAAGUUUGUGGUGACAAGGUUUGAUUUCAAAAGGAUGUUUAUUAUCAAGAAGUUAUACAAAAGGGGAAAGUGUUCGCAGUAUGGUAAGGCUUACCACCCCACUGUUUGAGUCACGAAAAUAACAGAAACAAAAUAAGUCUGUAUUUUUUUGAGACAUGCAAAGGUUUGAUAUAACCAUGAUGGAUUUCGACGAUGGUUUAGUAAUUAUAAGAAUAUUUGGGCGAAACAAAAAUCAUGUCAAGCUUGAAAUCCUCACUGCUUAUAUUUUGGCAUUCCCAAGUGCGUGUGACCCUAACUAAUUAAUGUAUUUAUGUUUGUUGGCAACCAACAUGAAGAAAAAAACUAUUUGUAGUUUGAAUCAAGAACGCUUUCCCUUUUUGUGUAACUCUCUGUGAGAGCGUGAGCCCAGAGAAUGGUGCUUGUGUAAUUGUAAAUGGGCCGUUAUGUCCUGUCAAUGUGUUGUUUUACUGAAUUUUUGCUAAAACUAAAAGGAGCUGUAUAAUUAUUACCAGCGGUGUGCUACACACAUGUCUGACAAAUGCUAUGCUGGUAAUUUUGGUGUAUUUUUAAAAAACAGAUUUUAGCUAAACUAUGCUUCCAUCAGUUAUAUGGUGUGAUCAUGAUUAAUUUUGUUUCAUUAUGGAUUUAUAUGGAUAUACAUGACUUGUUUUAUGAUAAGAAGUGGAAAAUUUUGUGGGACUGCAAUUUAAAUGUAUGGCAGCUAUUAUGGGGUGAAUUUUUGGAACAACUAUUCUGUAUAUGUAAAUAACACUAGCUUAUAAGCAUAACAAAAGAUGGAAGCAUUAUCACUGUGUGUAUUAUGGAGCUGUAUAUAUCAUUAUGCAACUAGAAAGUUUGGCUUGAUAGCUUUCAUUUUGUUUUAGCUGGAAUGAAUGAUUAACCUAAUAGUAUUAUAUAGCUAGAUGCUAGAGCCUCAUACCUUGUAUAGACAUUAGUAGUCAGUCUAGUACAGACACUGCAUAUAUAUAUUAACCGUUUGACAGAAUUAUGUCAUUAAAAAUUUAUAAUUGUCAUUAAAAAUUUAUAAUUAUUUGUUUCCAAACUGACAAACUGCUGCCAAUUCUUGAAACAACAGAAAUAUAUGCCAUGUAUCAGUGUUUUUAAUAAGUUUUUAAUAUAGUGAACAAUAAUUUGUAUACCGGUAAUUAUUAUACUCGUAUUGUUAACUGGCCAAUAUUUGCCAUUUCAAUCUUUCUUCAAUUGUACUUUGUUGAAUUGUUAGUUAAACAGGGUGUUAUUAAUUUGAAGUGCAUAUCAAUAACUACUGCUUCUGGCAGCUACUAUUGUGCACUAUUUUGGUGGAGUGAAAUAAAAAAAUCCUUAAAAUG
This is a messenger RNA of Branchiostoma belcheri (Belcher's lancelet), 5042 nucleotides long. RefSeq lists its product as uncharacterized. The record is from RefSeq and is a predicted model, not a curated record. The coding region runs from base 764 to 3802 and encodes 1012 amino acids. Lineage: Eukaryota; Metazoa; Chordata; Leptocardii; Amphioxiformes; Branchiostomatidae. The transcript is spliced from 18 exons.